Molecule: messenger RNA, 1916 nt
Organism: Sitophilus oryzae (rice weevil)
Lineage: Eukaryota; Metazoa; Arthropoda; Insecta; Coleoptera; Curculionidae
Product: tudor domain-containing protein 3-like
Exons: 8
Coding region: 103-1776 (557 amino acids)
Biological process (GO): mRNA processing
Cellular component (GO): cytoplasm; nucleus
Molecular function (GO): RNA binding
Source: RefSeq, a predicted model, not a curated record
GACAACUUGACAUUCGUUCGUUUUUUGGGGUUAGAUUUUAAUUCUAUGGUCAAAUUUUCUAAAAAUAACUGAGAUAUUUUAGUAGUAUUCCGUAAUUUUUAAAUGGAUUCCAAUAUUUUAGGACCUGAAUGGAACCUGUCACCCGAUGGUAUAAAUUUAGUUAGCGAAAAUGGUACUUUAAAAGACAAAAAGAAGUUACUUGAAAAUGCCUUAAAUUUAGAUCUCAAAUCCAUAGGAAAACCUGUAUUAGCAAGUGUCCUGUCCAAAUCGCGUAUUGAAAAAAUAGUUCUUCAAAUCCAAAAAAUUCGCAAUGUCUCAGCACCCAAAGCUAAAGAGAACUCCCAGCUUGCACCUCGGAUGUUGAAGCUAACUUUAACAGAUGGAGAAUCGUAUGUACAAGCCAUAGAAAUAUCUGUAAUUAAUUCUAUAAGUAGAGAAAACACAGCCCCAGGAACGAAAAUCCUUAUAAUCGAUGCCAAUCUAGUUUCAGGAUAUUUAUUAAUAAAUUCUCAAAACUGCAAAGUUUUAGGUGGUAGAGUAGAACAUCUGUAUGAGAAAUGGCUGCUAGCGAAAAGUGUACAACAAAAUCAUCAAUAUGUGUCAAGUGAUGGCGCACCUCCAUGGGUUGCUUUCGGUUGUAAAAUAUCAACUGGUAACGAAGAUAAAACCUUUAAGUCCUUGGAUAAAAGCAAAGAUCCCAAUAGCAAUAGUGAAUUCGAGCAACAGCGCAAAGAUGCCAUUGCAGAAGCUUCAACAGGUGCUAUAAAAAAGACGUUUGGUGGCAGAGUAAAGCAAAAUGUUCAGGCAACACAAAAUACUCAACAGCAAUAUAGAGGCAAAGGUAGACCUGAUAGGCCAGAACAGCCUGAUAGAGGCAGAAAAGGGAAAUUUGCUCAAAAAGAAGAGGACGGAGGUUUUGAAAAGUUCCAAAAACCAUCGGAAAAAAUAUCAUUAUUUUCAUUUCUUGAAGAUAAACUGCCAAUAACCGAAACUAAAAAAGACACAUACACCAAACCUGUCUUUAACCAAGAAACUAAAAGUAAACCUUACUCAGAGAGAAGCACUAAUCAAAACUACAAUAAUAACCAACCUUAUAAAAAAUACGAACACGGAAAACCUGAACAAAGUAAUAAUAGUUUUAAUUAUAAUCGAGGUGACAGUUCUUAUAAUAAUCGAACAACCGGAAAUAGGCCAGAUUCAUAUCAAGGAAACAGACCUAGAAAUGACAGGAGUCAAUUACAGCCACCGGUGCAAAACAGAGUACAAAACCAAGGUUCCUAUAGUGCAAAUUCAACAACUAGUCGACAGCAGUAUUACGAUAAUCAAAAACCAACUCAAAAUGUUAGUCAGAACUCUGCCAAUGUUCAAAAUAAUGUAGAUAUGCAUAAUUUGGCAGCAAAUUUGUCGAAAAUGUCGGUUAAUAAUGAGUUUGCCAGUCGGAGUUUGAAGCAACACCUGAAUUUGGCAGGUCCUGUCAAAAAACAGGAAGCGAAUGCUGUACCGAAUGGACCUAGUAAUGAUUUGAGGAUAGGUGACAGGUGUAUGGCGAGAUAUUGGGAAGACGGAAAAUUGUACAAUGCAAUAAUAACAGCUGUAACGGAAAAAACUUACGCUGUACAGUUCACUGGUUAUGGAAACAUCGAAGAAGUGUUAAAACACGAUUGUUUCAGUCCAUUUGACGGAAAAAAUCAACAGUUUAGAGGUCAAAAUAGUUCUACAAAUAAUUUCUCAGGAAUGCCUACUGAAUUUAGACGACGAGGCCCGCCAAGAAAAUAACGAAUAGCAAUAAGACAAAGCUUUAUUUUUCUGUUAACACUAUUUAUUAUCAAUUAUAACAUUUUACAAACUAUUUAAUUUAUGUUUCUCAACUUUUUUUGUAACAAGACAAUAUAAAAAUAUAUUAUUUACCAAAUAAA